This is a messenger RNA of Phycomyces blakesleeanus NRRL 1555(-), 342 nucleotides long. RefSeq lists its product as hypothetical. The record is from RefSeq and is a predicted model, not a curated record. The transcript is spliced from 3 exons. Lineage: Eukaryota; Fungi; Mucoromycota; Mucoromycetes; Mucorales; Phycomycetaceae. Gene Ontology annotation, molecular function: nucleic acid binding. The annotation marks the transcript as partial.
GAUAAACGGACAACAUUCAUGAUCAGAAACAUCCCCAACAAAUAUACUCAGCAAAUGCUCCUUGAUUGUAUUAAUUCUACUCACAAAAAUACGUACGACUUUCUUUAUUUACGUAUCGACUUUAAAAACAAGUGUAAUGUUGGCUAUGCCUUUAUUAAUUUUACCAAUGUCAAUCUAAAGUUGUCUUUGCACCAUACUAGUUUGUUUAUUAAAUACUUUAUUAGGAAUCUAUUCAAUUCCGAGAAGCGGUGCUCCUUGUCAUAUGCAAAUAUUCAAGGCAAAGAUGCUUUAGUUGAAAAGUUUAAAAAUUCAAAUGUGAUGGAAGAGGACGAAGCUUACCGU